AUGACUACCCCAACGUCAAAAACAGCCCAUAACGAUGUGCGACAAGACAAAAAGUCAAAUGAACGUAAUCUAAGCCAGAUUUGGCGAAAGGGACUAGCCGGAGGGAUAGCAGGAUGCGCUGCCAAAACAGUGGUAGCACCAUUAGAACGAGUGAAAAUUCUGUUCCAAACAGCUCACCUCGGCUUUGUGCGGCACACAACUCAUUGGCUAGGCUUUGUCCAUGCCAUCCAAGCUAUCCGCCACCGCUACGGAAAUCAAGCACUUUUCCAGGGCCACUCCGUGACACUACUGCGAAUCUUCCCCUACGCCGCUAUCAACUUCCUGGCCUAUGACCAGAUCCGAGCCACCCUAAUCACGGCCCGUGAUCAGGAAACGCCCUUUCGUCGCUUGAUAUCUGGCAGUCUAGCCGGCGCUAUAUCGACGACUUGUACCUAUCCCUUUGAGCUCAUUCGCGUACAGCUGGCCGUGCAGAUCAAAGAUACAUCCUUGGUCACGACGUGUCGGAAUAUCUACCACGGCGGUGGACUCGCCAACUUCUACCGGGGAUAUGCGCCCACAUUGUUGGGGAUCUUGCCUUACGCAGGCACUUCAUUUUUCAUCCACGAUGUGAUUGGGGACUGGUUUCGUUCGCCAAAGCUAGCUCCGUACACGGCUCUUGAGCCCCAGCCAGCUAAGUAUGGUCCAGACGGCGCUAAGCGUAUUCAGUUGACUGCGGUUGCAGAGCUAAGCUCUGGAGCUUUGGCUGGGCUGGUUGCACAGACGGUUUCAUAUCCCCUUGAGAUUAUCCGGCGACGGAUGCAGGUUACUAGGACUGGUAUGAAGAGUCGUCGUCGGGCGAGUAUUAUUGAGACGGCUCGGUCUAUAUACCUUCAAAGAGGUGUCCAAGGCUUUUAUCUUGGCUUGACAAUCGGGUACAUUAAAAUUGUGCCUAUGGUCGCAACAAGCUUUUUUGUGUACGAUCGGAUGAAGGGCUAUCUGGGCGUGUACUAG
Messenger RNA from Penicillium verhagenii, 990 nucleotides. RefSeq names its product mitochondrial carrier. Gene Ontology annotation, biological process: transmembrane transport. NCBI's taxonomy places the organism in Eukaryota, Fungi, Ascomycota, Eurotiomycetes, Eurotiales, Aspergillaceae. The coding region runs from base 1 to 990 and encodes 329 amino acids. The record is from RefSeq and is a predicted model, not a curated record. The transcript has 2 exons.